Molecule: messenger RNA, 1320 nt
Organism: Drosophila takahashii
Lineage: Eukaryota; Metazoa; Arthropoda; Insecta; Diptera; Drosophilidae
Gene: Tpi
Product: triose phosphate isomerase
Biological process (GO): glycerol catabolic process; gluconeogenesis; glycolytic process
Cellular component (GO): cytosol
Molecular function (GO): triose-phosphate isomerase activity
Source: RefSeq, a predicted model, not a curated record
GGAGACAUUCUAACCCAACUAGAAAUGCAUUUGGAAGUGCUCAUCAAGGUGUAUAGUAACCGAAUCCAGCGCAUUCCAACGGCACCGCUUCUCCAGCACUGCCAAUAUCACCAGAACCGCCAUCAUAUCAUUCCCAUCCCCACCACCAUGGAUCAGAACCAACCCACUGUGGGUGGCGUUACGGCGGAGGUACUAAAAGCAGUCGUUUCGCAAGCUCUUCUGGGCAAAUUCACAGCUGUUUUCCCAAAGCUUUUCAAGUGCCAGUGGAAGACUUACGAAGGUCAAAAGAAGUUCUACGCCAAUUUCAGUACCGAUUGCAGCGACAGCAACAACAGCAACAUGAGUGCCCGUAAAUUCUGCGUUGGAGGCAACUGGAAGAUGAACGGUGACCAGAAGUCGAUCGCCGAGAUUGCCAAGACCCUGAGCUCCGCCUCGCUGGAUCCCAACACGGAGGUGGUCAUCGGCUGCCCGGCCAUCUACCUCAUGUACGCCCGCAAUCUGCUGCCCUGCGAAGUGGGACUGGCCGGCCAGAAUGCCUACAAGGUGGCCAAGGGCGCCUUCACCGGCGAAAUCUCACCGGCUAUGCUGAAGGACAUCGGUGCCGAUUGGGUCAUUCUGGGCCACUCGGAGCGUCGUGCCAUCUUCAAUGAGUCCGAUGCUUUGAUUGCCGAGAAGGCCGAGCAUGCCCUGGCCGAGGGUCUCAAGGUCAUCGCCUGCAUUGGUGAGACGCUCGAGGAGCGGGAGGCCGGCAAGACCAACGAGGUGGUGGCCCGCCAGAUGUGCGCCUACGCGCAGAAGAUCAAGGACUGGAAGAACGUGGUGGUGGCCUACGAGCCCGUCUGGGCCAUUGGCACCGGCAAGACCGCCACGCCCGAUCAGGCCCAGGAGGUCCACGCCUUCCUGCGCCAGUGGCUGAGCGAUAACAUCUCCAAGGAGGUCUCCGCCGCCCUGCGCAUCCAGUAUGGUGGCUCCGUCACCGCCGCCAAUGCCAAGGAGCUGGCCAAGAAGCCCGACAUCGAUGGCUUCCUCGUGGGAGGCGCCUCCCUGAAGCCCGAGUUCGUGGACAUCAUCAAUGCCAGGCAGUAAACAAUGCCCAUCCCGCGAUCUCCAACUGCCCGCGGUUAAGGAUCUCUGGAGGAUUUCCGUUUCCGAACCGCUAUUGCAUUACGCACACACAGAAGUCGUUGUAAUUGUCACCACCAAGUGCAGUUCCAAAUUCAUAGUUACCUCCCCGUUGUUGAACGUAUAGUAGUCCAUUGUGUAAAUCUUAAAUUAUUCUGGCAAUAAUUAUACGCUACUCAUUUACUCAUAUACCACAAA